AUGUCGCCGCACACAGACGCCGCCGGCCUGACACUGCUACUCCAGGUGAAUGGCAUGCCGGGCCUGCAGAUCAGGAAGGACGGCAAGUGGUUCACCGUGAACGCUCUAGAAGGGGCGUUGAUAGUCAACGUUGGCGAUGUACUUGAGAUCCUGAGUAACGGCAGGUACAGAAGUGUCGAGCACCGGGCAGUGGUGCACCAGAACAGAGAGCGCAUCUCGGCGGCGGUGUUCCACCGGCCAUGCCAGGAUGCCGUAAUAGGCCCUUUGCCGGAGCUCCUGAACGACAACAAUAAACCACGGUACAGAGCAAUGGGCUACAUGGAAUUCAUGAAGCGCUACUAUUCAGCAAAGCUCGACGGACGGAAUCACCUGGAGAGCUUGAGAAAUGAGCUGUGA
Messenger RNA from Miscanthus lutarioriparius, 396 nucleotides. The record is from the annotation of a GenBank genome assembly. Lineage: Eukaryota; Viridiplantae; Streptophyta; Magnoliopsida; Poales; Poaceae.